Messenger RNA from Vitrella brassicaformis, 3863 nucleotides. The record is from the annotation of a GenBank genome assembly. Lineage: Eukaryota; Vitrellaceae.
UCGUAUGUGUAUCAUUAUUCAUCAAAUGCUGCUGAUGUCAUGUGAUGUGUGUUUCUUUGUCCACACCAAACUCGAACACGGCACACAGAGGUCACCGCCCGCCGCCACGGCGCACACAAAACUUCACUUUCUAUCAUCGAUCUGCCAUCCAUCCAUCAGUCGACAAACCAUUCAUAAACGCACACACCACACGCAGUACUCACUGGAAUGAACACAAUUCAUCCAUUUGGUCACGGGGGCAGACACAGCCAGUCUGGCACUGGCAGACAGGCCAUCCAGCCAUGGAAACUUACACACGCAGCUGGCUGGUUGUGUGCAUUUAAGGCCACCCCGCCCCGCCCCACCCACCCCGCCCCACCCAAUUCCAUACCAUCCGACGCAAUGCAACAUGUCCAUCGGCACCGAGCAAAAAAAUGUCUAACGUCACUCACGCAGGUAUCUGACCCACCCUGAGUCACUCAAUCCCUCAUGAGUCGACUGACAGUAGCUGCACGUCAAACACCAGAUCGGCAUUGGCCGGGAUGACGGGCGGGUGGCCGGCUUUGCCAUACCUGCACAGACAAACAGACAGACAGACAGACAGACCCAGACACCCGUUUGGCGGUCGGCCAGUUGGUCUCUGCUGCGUGUAUGUGUAUGUGUGUGUGUGUGUGUGUGUGUGUUCCGUACGCUAAUCGUGAAGGGAUCCAGAGCCGUCGCCUCUCGCCUAUGAACAUGCCCUUGACCCCGCUAUCCACCCCCUUCAGCACCUCAUUGCACCCUGCACCAACACACGCACACAUCACACAUGCAGUGGAGAUGCGGUGCGUGUGUGUAGGUAGGUACCUAGUCUGAAGUCUGUGGUGCCGCCAUCGAAUUUCUUGCCGCCGAUGUUGCCCACAUAGCCCAUGAAGCGGAUCUUGACCUUGUUGCCCGCCCUGGCCAUCUACACACACAACAUAAACACAACACACACAGCGAUGAUGCGAUGCCACCCGCAGCACGACACGAUGGCCGGGCCGCCACCCAUCCAGUGUGUGUGUGUGGUGACCUUGUGUCGUCCGCUCCUGAGCACUUCGUACGAGACGCCGCUGAGGAGCGCCCUGCGCACACCCUGGCCGAAGCCCUCAUCGGCCUCCAGCGGAUAGACUGAGCGAACGAACCACACGAGGACGACAGACAGACAGACAGACAGACAGGCAGGGGCAGAGCGUGGGGGAGGGCCUCUCUUCGCAUGUCUGUGCGGCUGCCUGCACGUACUGCUGAGCUCUGGUUUGAUGUGCACUCGUGGUGCGGCCUUGGGUGCCGCCGCCGAGGCCGAGGCCGAGGCCGAGGCCGAGGCCGCUGCUGCUGCUGCUGCACACAACACAUCAAACAAAACAAGAGCAACGAGCAGGCAGAAUUGUAUGGGUACACAGACGUGCCUGCCGCAGCUCUUGUCGUCUGCGGCUGGAUGGUACCUCGCGGCCUUUCCUCCUCCGAUUCGUCCUCUUCCUCGUCGUCAUCGUCCUCGUCAUCAUCGCUAUCCUUGUUGUCUUCUUCCUCCUCGUCCAUGGCAGGUGGCUUGGCCUUGGCCUUGGCCUUGGCCUUGGGGGCAGCUGCCCGCCACACACACAACGUAGUCAGUCAGUGUGGACCGAAAGCGCACAUGUGGACUGACUGGUCUGCUGCUGUUCCCUCCCUGUGCCUACCUUCCAUCUCGUCAUCCUCAUCUGCACAGCCAGUCAGUCAAACCGAGGCGACACACAGCCAGUGUAGUGGGUGAGGCGGUGCUCUCGCAGGUGUGUCGGUGUGGUGUGCUGUGGUGUGGUGUGCUUACCCUCUUCCUCGUCUUCGUCCUCGUCGCUGUCGAUGACCAUGGCGGUAGGAGGCUUCGGCUUGGCCUUGGGGACCGCAGCUGCACACACACACACACACAUAUACACUCACACAGGUGAGUGGGAUGGUGUUCGGUGCUCCCACUGAUGGUGUGCGCACGCGCGACUUACGUGCGCUCUCCUCUUCUUCCUCGUCGUCGUCAUUCUCGUCCUCGUCUUCAUCGCUGUCCACCACGACAGGGCGACCUCUGGCAGCGAGCGGCGCCGUCUUGGGUUUGGGUUUGGGUUUGGCCCUGCCCUUGGCGCGGGCAAUACGCUCUGAUGAGAGAAACAGCAGGGCAGUGCAGUGCAAGACAAGGCAGACAGAGUGUAUGUGUGUCUGUCUGGUGUGUACGUGUGUGUGUGUGUGUGUGUCUGUGUUACCGUCUUCCUCCGAGUCGUCCUCGUCAUCUUCCUCCUCCUCUUCGCUGUCCUCCUCCAUGGCAUCCUGGACAGUCAGCACAGUGAGGUGACGUGUGUAUAGUGCGGUGUGGUGGAGUGGGUAGGCUGGUGGGUGGGAAGAGGUUGGCUCACUCACGUGUUCCUUCUUGACGCGCACUGGCCCCCACUCCGACACAACCUCCACACCCGGACCCUGGCCCUGGUCGUCGUCAUCAUCCUCAUCCAUCUCGUCCUCGUCUUCAUCCUCAUCUGCCAGCCAAGAACACAACACACACAUUGACACCCACAACCAAGUGCCAGUGCUGCUGGUGUGGCUGCCUCUCUGCAGGGUGUGGUGUGCGCCUCUCUCUGGCUCACCAUCGUCGUCGUCGUCGUCUUGUCGAUUUUCCUGUUUGAUGCCCAGGAUCAUCCGCUCCUCGAUCACAGCUGCCUCUGCGUUGGUGAUCUGCUCUCGCUUGGUGGGGGGCGCGUCGCGUACGACGCUGCAGCGACGACAGGCAGGCAGGCAGACACGGGGAAAGCGGUGAUGGGUGCGGUAUGGCAUAGCUCUCUCUCUUUGUCGGUGUGUUGUUCUGUGCGCACGUCUCCAUGCAUCCCAGCAGGUCGAUUUGGGUGUCGGCCGAGGGACCCUCACACGUCAACUCCAUCUUCUCUGCACCACACACACACACAGCCGACAUGUGUGUCCAUGUCACUCCAUCGCGCUGCUCUGGGGUGUGCGAGUGCCAGCCGCACCGCCGCUCGCUACAGAGAUGCAUGUGGCCAUAGGCUGGUCUUUGGUGAGCGUCAGGACACGCAUGAAGGGGUCGCCUGUCUCUGCCCUGAGCAGCAGGGUGCCGCGCGAACCCUUCUUGAGGCAUGCAUGCCUGACACAGAGAUCCAGCAACCACAGCCACGACCACAGUGUCACGCGUCUGUGCUGUGAGCAAGCACGGCAGCAUCUGUGGCUUCGCUCACUUGAUGGCGAGGUUUCGUCCGUUGAAGGUGUGGAUGUUGCGCUUGCCCUUCUGGACGUUGUCGGCUGCACACACACACCAACCAACGAGGCAUGCACCAUUGUGUGGAUGCGUCGUCAUCCAUCUUGCUGACCCCAAAACGCCUUCGGCAUUUUGACAACCCCCGGUAAGGAACGCAAGAGAGCGGUUUCACGGAAUGCAGCUGCAGCGGUUUCAGGCAGCACCCUAGAUGGCCUGACGGCCAAAUCCCCUGUCGGUCUGUCCAACAUGAAACAGGCACCCUAACAUGCAACCCGGACACGCAACACGCAGCACGCAGAGGGCAGAUGCAGCAGAGAGGAGGAUAUGCAAUGCGCUGCGAACGACGGCCACAUACAAGCAGGCACACAGCGUCGCACACACGCCACCCCAGCAGCAGCUUGAAGGCGGCGUGCGUGCGUGCGUCAGGCACCAUGACUCCAUACGUAGAUACCGCCCAUCCCCAGGUGGCCAGCCAGUGCAGAUCGCCUAGUCAGACACAAACACGCCCUUAUAACAACCACGCACGGAGUGCUGGGGGUGCAUGAGAGCGCACCGCCGCCCUCUCCAGGGCGGAGAGGGGCGGCAGGUGGCCGACCCACAGACACCCCCAGUGCACGCCCAUACACAUAUCACCGCCGGGAUAAGUAGG